Messenger RNA from Paramisgurnus dabryanus, 2928 nucleotides. It is a transcript of the gene prkag3b, whose product is annotated as protein kinase, AMP-activated, gamma 3b non-catalytic subunit. Gene Ontology annotation, molecular function: protein kinase binding; protein kinase regulator activity; AMP binding. Gene Ontology annotation, biological process: protein phosphorylation; regulation of catalytic activity. Gene Ontology annotation, cellular component: nucleotide-activated protein kinase complex; cytoplasm; nucleus. NCBI's taxonomy places the organism in Eukaryota, Metazoa, Chordata, Actinopteri, Cypriniformes, Cobitidae. The record is from RefSeq and is a predicted model, not a curated record.
GCUCUUUCUCCUGAUUUAGAUUGUACUCUGCAUGCGGGGACUGGAGUGCAGCUGAAGUAUGCUCCGGUCAGGCCAAUUCAAGCACUGAAACCCCUUUGUUCCACUUAGACACCCGACUGAGCGGCGGGACCCGGUCAUGGACCCUCUGACAGAGAGCCACUUUAUGGAGGAUGAAGGACUUACCAUGAAGAAGACAGGGCCUCUCCAUGAUCCCGAAGACGACGUGUACUCCAAGUUUUUCAUGAGUCACUGCUGCUACGAUGCCAUUCCAACAAGCUCCAAACUGGUCGUUUUCGACACAACGUUACAGGUAAAGAAAGCAUUUUUUGCACUGGUUGCAAAUGGCGUCAGAGCUGCACCUUUAUGGGACAACAAGCUGCAGUGUUUUGUAGGGAUGCUCACCAUUACAGACUUUAUUAACAUUCUCCACCGUUACUACAAAUCUCCUAUGGUACAGAUCUAUGAGCUGGAGGAACACAAGAUUGAGACAUGGAGAGAGGUCUAUCUACAAUAUUCUCUCAACACCCUGAUCAGCAUCACACCUGAAUCCAGCCUGUUUGAAGCCAUUUAUUCUUUACUGAAGAACAAGAUUCAUCGGCUGCCUGUCAUAGAUCCGGAAUCGGGGAACGUCCUCCACAUACUGACCCAUAAACGCAUCCUCAAGUUCUUACACAUCUUUGGCUCCAUGAUCCCAAAGCCACGGUUCUUGCAGAAGCGAAUAGAGGAGGUAGAAAUCGGAACCUUCAAGAGUAUUGCAACUGUCAAAGAGACUGAAACGGUUUUUGAUGCAUUAUCAAUAUUUGUAGAGCGACGGGUCUCAGCCCUGCCUGUUGUCAACGAACAAGGUAAAGUAGUGGCGCUUUACUCCAGGUUUGAUGUCAUAAAUUUGGCUGCACAGAAAAACUACAACAAUCUGAAUAUGACGAUGCAGGAGGCCAUUCAGGGUCGUUGGUGCUGUGUCGAGGGGGUGCUAAAAUGCUACCCCCAUGAAACUCUGGAAAUUAUCAUCGAUCGCAUUGCUGAGGCAGAGGUUCACCGUCUGGUUCUAGUGGACAAUGAGGAUAUGGUGAAGGGAAUCGUCUCGCUCUCUGAUUUACUUCAGGCUUUGGUCUUGACUCCAGCUGGCGUGGAUGCACUUUUCUCCUGACACCAGUGGAUGGCUCUCCUGUCUAGCCCCAGACAGAUUUAUGACCCUGCCUAUACCAGACAUUUGUCACUUGACUGGGCCCUGAAGAUGUGAAUGGUUUAAGACUGAAAGUGUAAAUAAUUUUUAUUGUUGCUAGCACCUUGAGAUUUGAUGUACAACUUUAAAUUUCUAGAUGUGUUCAGCAAUUUUCUUUGUAUAUUUGUGUAAUUUGUUAAAAAACUGCAAUGUUAUAAUUUAAUGUGUGUCACAAAAAAAGACAUUUUGUUACAUAUUAUUUAACAAUGACAGCUCCCUUUGACCUAAAAUCUUUAAAAUAAAAUUUUGUUAUACAACUACUUGACUUCUGAUCCUCACAUUGUAAAAAGGACUAGUUAGUCAUAUAACCCAACUGUUCCUCCUAACCUGCUAUAAUCUUAUAGUGCAUUUAUGCAUUUGUGUAUUUUAUAUACACUUUAUAUUGUGCAAAUUAACAAAUUAACCUGUACACAACUUUAUCAUCAUACAAUUUGAAGGUGCAAUUGUGUAACUUUUAGAAGGAUUUCUUGAAAGAUAUGCAAUGUAAUAGAGGGACCUUGUGGUGCCAUCACAAAAAGAAAAAAAAAUCACUAUUGUGUACCUUCUCUGGUUGUCUUCCACAUCUGUGGAAUGAUCUGCCGGUUGCGACAAGAUCUGCUGACUUUAAGAAUUGGCUAAAAACCCAUCUCUUCCACCAACACCUCAAUGCUAAUGUCUUUUUCUGUUUUCUAUUUUCCAAUCUAUCUUUAUCUUCUGUCAUAAAAAAACUACUAACCCAUGGUAUACUGUGUUAGACUUGCUGAGACUAGAUCUAGUGCACUUAUUGCUGUUCUUGUGUUGCUCUAAUUGCUUCUAUUGUUACCUCAUUUGAAAGUCGCUUUGGACAGAAGCGUCUGCUAAAUAACUAAAUGUAAAUUUACAUAACAAUAUUAUCAAUGGUGUAUUACGAAAUGAGCUGUAUUGUUUUUAUUACCUUAGAAUAAGCUGUUUUAUCUACAUACACCAUGGGUCCCCCUAAGUGGAAGUCGCCAUUUUGCGACGCCAUGUUUCUACAGUAGCCCUAAACAGACAAACUGCUCUACAGAGCACGUUUUGUCACUACAUUGUCUCAGACAAUAACAAUGUUGUACCGUUGUAAAGCUACGUUUGCUACCGCAGCUUUACUUUGCCUUUUGAAAGGGAGAGGCGAGCUGUUGACUGAAUAGUUGGUUGCAAUUCACAAUCUCACCGCUAGAUGCAGCCAAAAAUCUAUACUGUGGACCUUUAAUUAUUUUCAGAAGACACUGUAAAAAAAUUGCAGCAUUUUUUUUCAAAUCAACAUAUUUUAUGCUACUUUAACUUAAAAAAUUAAGUUAAACAAUUUCAACUUGAAUUUAUAAGUUAUGUCAACUUUUUUAACACAAAACUAAAAAUAGUAGGUUGUUUUUGGCCUGCAACAACAAAAGGUAUGUAAAUAAACUAUAUGUGUUACUCUGCCUGUGAAAACCAGGUCUCAAAUGAAAUUCUAGCCUCAUAGUUUGAUUUCAGUCAUUUCACUAUUAUUUCAAUCUUACUCCGUCAAUAGUAAAGAUAUCAAGGUUAGAUUUUACAAAAUGUUCUUUCUAUUAUGUAAGAUUAUAAAAAAGUGACAUAUCUGGGUUUUUACAGGCAGGGUCACAUUUUAAGGCAACUAUUAGUGCUUAUGAACAAAACAUUUAUUAUCAUGUGUAUUCGUUUUUUCUAGUAAAGGAAUCGCACUAUACAUGUAUUAAAUAAUUUCUGUUGCA